Molecule: messenger RNA, 550 nt
Organism: Xenopus tropicalis (tropical clawed frog)
Lineage: Eukaryota; Metazoa; Chordata; Amphibia; Anura; Pipidae
Product: chymotrypsin inhibitor-like
Exons: 4
Coding region: 82-351 (89 amino acids)
Source: RefSeq, a predicted model, not a curated record
CGGCCUGGGUCGUUAUCAUUGGGCAAGGCACUUCCAGGCUAACGAGUCCUUCUAAGACAACCACAAUAAAACAACAGCAAAAUGCUGAGAGUGACUAUCGCGUUUCUUGUCUGCACUGUGGCCUUAUUGCCUCUUUACGCCUAUGGACAAGACGAUGAUGACAGAUGCCCAUCCGAUCAAUUCUGGGAAGAUUGUGGCAGUGACUGUCCCUUGAAUUGUGGCAACUACCAAAACCCACCCAAGAUCUGUACGAUGGCCUGUAGGAUCGGGUGUACCUGCAAGGCACCCAAAAUCUUUCUUCAGGGCAAAUCUGGCGCCUGUGUUUUGCCCAGUGAAUGCCCUUCUCCCUGAGGUUAAAAACUCCUAAAUCCCAUAUUCGGCUCUUUAUAUGGAUCUGUAAUCAUUACCCUGUGGGGAAGCUCUCACUAAAUAUAAAACGUACAAAUUCUAAAAUGAAACUACUUUUAUCCAUUCAUCUUUUCCAAUAAAAAGGAAAUCAUGGAGCUUUUGUGUAGUCUUAAUAAACUUGACAUUUGACACACACAAAUAA